AUGCCCCCCAAACUCAAACUCCAGUGUCACUUCGUCCUCAUUGUCCUGGCGGCUCUGAGAGGGGACAGCCGGUACCUAGAGCUGCAAGACGCCGCGGACUACGACCCUCUCCUGCUCUUCAGCGCCAGCCCGAAGCGGGACUUGCCCGGGGAACAGCCUUACCGCCGCGCGCUGCGGUGUCUGGACAUGCUGAGCCUGCCGGGCCAGUUCACUUUCACCGCCGCACGGCCGCAGCUGCACUGCGCCGCCUUCUUCAUCGGCGAGGCGGAGGAGCUGCUGUCCAUCCACUUCGACUUGGUGUCCAUCGACUGCAUGCGCGGGGACUUCCUGAAGGUAUUUGAUGGUUGGAUCCUCAAGGGGGAGAAAUUUCCCAGUUCCCAGGAUCAUCCUCUCCCCACCACUGAGCGGUACACAGACUUCUGUGAGAGUGGUUUUAGCCGAAGGACCAUCAGAUCCUCCCAGAAUGUGGCCAUGAUCUUCUUCCGGGUUCAUGAACCAGGAAAUGGAUUCACAUUAACCAUAAAGACAGAUCCCAACCUCUUUCCUUGCAAUGUCAUCUCUCAGACCCCAAGUGGAAGGUUUACUCUGGUGGUUCCACACCAGCAUCGGAACUGCAGCUUCUCCAUCAUUUAUCCAGUGGAGAUCAAAAUAUCGGCUCUCACCCUGGGACAUGUGCACGGUCUUCAGUUAAAAAAACCCUCAGCGGGCUGUGGGGGAAUCGGGGACUUCGUGGAGCUUCUGGGAGGAACCGGCCUGGAUCCUUCCAAGAUGAUGCCUUUGGCUGACCUCUGUUACCCCUUUCAUGGCCCCGCCCAAAUGAAAAUUGGCUGUGACAACUCCGUGGUACGCAUGGUCUCCAGUGGAAAACACAUCAAUCGCGUGACAUUUGAAUAUCACCAGCUGGAACCAUAUGAACUGGAGAACCCAACCGGAAACAGCAUCCCGGAAUUCUGUUCAUCUGGUCUUUGAAUAUAACCAGCUCCACAACCUCCCUGCUGCUCGCUAAGUGAAUUCUCAAACACUCUUGUACAUAAUUCUAAUGACCAACUAGUGAAAACCCUCUCAUACCAGUCAGUAUUCCUGGCUGUGAGCACGUGCGUGCACACACACACACACACACACACACACACACGCAUGCACACACACUCACAUACACUCAACCACAUAUGAAGUUUUGCAGCUUGUUUCCUUUUCCUUUUUUGUUUCUAAUAUAUCUAUGACACAUGGAGAAAAUGAGCCCCAAUGGUAAAUAACAUGUGUUAGUUGGAAAUGUUUAUCAUUCUUUGGUAUGUUACCAACCUGACCUGGUAAAAGAGACAUAAAGCAGUGACACUGAACAUUGGCAUCUCAAGAGAAAAUAUUAGAAAGAAAGGAAAAUGGUGGCAUUCAUAGUUUCAUUACAGAAAAAUUUACAAAGUCUUGUGUAUACCAAAGGAAUUGCAUCUGUUUAUUCUUUAUUUAUCAUUCUGUUUAUAUGAUAGAAGUUGUAACUAUUAUUUAUUUAUAAUACUUGUUUGUAACAAAACUUUGUA
Messenger RNA from Octodon degus (degu), 1532 nucleotides. It is a transcript of the gene Crhbp, whose product is annotated as corticotropin releasing hormone binding protein. Bases 1 to 969 code for a protein of 322 amino acids. NCBI's taxonomy places the organism in Eukaryota, Metazoa, Chordata, Mammalia, Rodentia, Octodontidae. Gene Ontology annotation, biological process: hormone-mediated signaling pathway; negative regulation of corticotropin secretion; negative regulation of corticotropin-releasing hormone receptor activity. The transcript has 7 exons. The record is from RefSeq and is a predicted model, not a curated record. Gene Ontology annotation, molecular function: corticotropin-releasing hormone binding.